Molecule: messenger RNA, 1359 nt
Organism: Penicillium malachiteum
Lineage: Eukaryota; Fungi; Ascomycota; Eurotiomycetes; Eurotiales; Aspergillaceae
Exons: 1
Coding region: 1-1359 (452 amino acids)
Cellular component (GO): endoplasmic reticulum membrane
Source: RefSeq, a predicted model, not a curated record
AUGCUAGAAUUCCCAGUUGACCUCUUAUUCUACAAUUUCGUCAUGCCCUUGGUGAUCCAAUCAGUGAAGCCCUCGGAUGGACUGCAUGAAUUGUAUAAUUGGUGGUUCCACCAGUGUGCCCAUUUCCUUCGCCUCAGCAACUUCUUCUUCCCGGAUAGACACCCCGAGGAAGAAGGACGCCAUGUUCAUCGAACUUGGUGGAGUCUGUUCUCCAGACGCAAGGGUGAUUGGGAGAAUCCUGUGAUCGGUCCACUCCAACAGGCUGCAGCAGAAAAGGAAGAACGUGACGUAUAUUUCUUACGAGACGGCAGGUACGUCCGAGCGCCUGCCUCAGAUCAAGUCCGCAUUCCAAAAGGAACACAGGUCUUCUUAGAGGUCACAGAGGAUAAUGUCCGUGUCGAUGGGAAAUCUGACCCCGAGGAUGGGUUGCAUGGUCGCUCAAGCAACAUGUUUGCAAAGAUCUACGUCCCCCCUUCCUUCCGCCUACGGAUCGCUAGUUUCAUUCUCCUUAUAUGGUUGUUCGCUGCCACGACAGGAGUAGGCAGCACCAUUAUCCCGCUGGUUGUUGGGCGCAAGAUGAUAUGGAUAUUCUUCUCUAGUCCAGGCCCAGUCAAUGACAUCUAUGCGUUCUCCACUGGGCUGUGUGUUGUCGGUGGAGUCGGUUAUCUAGCAUAUUAUUGCCGUGCAGCUGUGAAGGCCAUGCAAGAUAACUCAUGGGAGUGCCUGCAAUCUCCUAGUCAGUUUGGCCGCUCCAGCGUUGAUCUUGCAAUUGAUGCUGGCCGCCUCCUCUACGUGUCUGUUGUUUUGGUCGUUCUGAUCCCAACCCUUUUCGCCCUCCUAACUGAGCUCUAUGUCCUGAUCCCUGUGCAUACCUCUCUUGGAGACGGCCAAUCGCACAUUGUUCAUAUUGUCCAAGAUUGGACACUGGGCGUACUGUACGUCCAAAUGGCAAUUAAAUUAACUUUGUGGCACCCUCGGUCUUGGGCCGCCGCCGUCUUGAACGGUAUCUUCCGAGAUGGCUGGCUUCGGCCCAAUGUGCAUCUCGCUACUCGAGCCUUGGUGCUACCUCUUUUACUCUUCACAGCCUCAGCCGUCAUUGUACCGCUAUCACUUGGCGGGGUUUUGCGAUACACCAUUCUGUACUGGAUCAAGGCUCAUGAAUACAUCUAUCGCUAUGCGUAUCCUGUCACGUUACUACUUGUUCUGGCCGCGUGGACCAUCCACCUCGUGCUACGUCGAGUAGCGAUCUGGCGCAUCAACAUCAGAGAUGAUGUGUACCUCAUCGGUGAACGACUACAUAACUUCAGUGAGAAACGGGCGCGAGAUGUUGGGGUCUCACGAAGGGUGAUCACCGGUUGA